Molecule: messenger RNA, 3148 nt
Organism: Acyrthosiphon pisum (pea aphid)
Lineage: Eukaryota; Metazoa; Arthropoda; Insecta; Hemiptera; Aphididae
Product: serine/threonine-protein kinase pakG
Exons: 19
Coding region: 506-3148 (880 amino acids)
Cellular component (GO): nucleus
Molecular function (GO): zinc ion binding
Source: RefSeq, a predicted model, not a curated record
CUGCCGUUACCGUACGGCGUACUACGAUGAUAGGUGUUAUUGGUGUUUAGUGUAAAUGGUUGUUUUUUGUUUUCAUCCGCGCGACUUGUGGACCGUAUAGUAGCGCGCGCAGAGCAACGACGCCGGACCGCAUCCGCGUUCUCGUGCACGAACCGUCGCUGUAUAAUCGUAAGCUUCAAACUUGAAUUUGAACUUCGAAGUGUUUAUCUUUCUUCGUCGGAGUGUGCGUCCCGGAUCCGCCGAGCGUGUUUUUGCUCGAUAAUAACAAUAAUCCUCCGGUGGGUACGUUUUUACGUUGCACACUAUCGGUCCCGGACUAUCGGAUCCAAAUCACCGUGUUCUCGCCGCUAAGUCGAUCAUCUCGCGGUCUGCGUUUUAAUGAUCGUAUUUCCCGUUGCGUCAUCGCCAUCAUUCCCUUCAGCGUCCGCCUUCCAGACGCGUUCGUACCGUGUGUCUACGAUCUUGUGUACUUCUUCCCGAACGCCGCUGAAGCCGUUGUUUCACCAUGGACAACGUUUACAAGUGCCGAGUAUGCUUUCGCAUGUACCACGACAAGGAAGUUGUCAUCGAUUUAUCGUCGGAGGAGGCAAAGAAAGAACAAAUUGCCGCCAAAAUACUCAGUGCACUGUCAAUCAUAAUCACUGAUCAUGAUCCUAUAAAGCAUAUUUGUAGAAUAUGCUGUGGGCAAGUUGAAGUUAAUUUCAGAUUUGCAACUGCAUGUCGAAUAAAUAAUGCAAAGUAUAUCGAAACCUUAUCAAAUGCACCUUCAAAUGAUGUGAUCAAAACAGACUAUAACAAAUUUAUGAGCGUACCAGUUCAUGCUUUGUUUAACAAAUACCAGUAUAAUGUGAAAGGCUUAUUUGAUGCAGUAACAAGCUUUUUGAAUGAUCCUAAUGAAAACAUAAGUUCGACUAGACAUAUUGAAAAAUUUUACCAAUAUUUUGGUCUUCAUAACCCCAACAGUAUUACAAAUCAAUUUGAUAUUGAAAAUGAUACACCUAUUGGAAAUCCAGAAAGCUCUUCAGUACUUGAAGUAAAUAUGUCUAGUACAAAUGAGCCCAAUGUUGACACUGAUGAUGUUAUUAUUGACCGUAUUGAUAAUUCUGGUAUAGAUCUUAAUAACCGAUCUUUAAGACCUAUCAUCAACACAAAUAAUAUAAACCAUGCAACUAACUCUACCAUACCUAGAAACUUUCUAUUAAAUGCACAAAUUCCUGUUAUGAGUUCAAACAAUUUAAGCAAUACAAUCAAUACUAGUUCGGGUUUUUUUCGUAUUAUUCCUACUAUUGGAACAAAUAAUGUAAACGUCAUAAAUAAUAUAAAUCAAUCUAGAAUAAGCCGUCCUAUUAUUUGUAAAAAUAAUGUAAUCAAAUCAACUACAUUUUGCAUAUUAAGUAAAACUCAAUCACUUAUGAACGGACGGCAUGUUGAAACAAAUAAUGUACAAAAUCUUGGUUCUGCUACCCAUUUAAGUCAAUCUAAUGUGAAUAGUCCAUCCAUUGUCCAAAGUACAGUAAAUAAUCAUAGUGAUAGUGUUCAAUCAAAGAAAAAUGGACAAAUAGACGAUGUUGAAGUAAUUUGUUUGGAUGAUGAUGAUGAUGACGAUGACAAUAAUCCUAAUCAUAAUGACAAUAAUAAUAAUGGCAAUGGCAAUAAUUUCCAAGGUGUUGACAAUUUUAUAAAUCCUUUAAACCAGUGGGUAGUACCAUUACCAUCACUACCACUAAGCAGAAAUGUUAAUACCAAUAAUAAUGCUAAAACCAAUAUUCUUAAAUCAUAUCAACGUAAAAACAAAAAUAAUGCAAAACAAUUCAUUACACUUAAUAGAAAAGUAAUUUUCCUGAACAACCGUGGACCAUCCACAAAUAUCUCAAGUGAAGAAAUGACAGUUACUCCAGAUAUGCCACUUUCAACAUCUGAUGAGGGUUCUUUAUUUAACCAGGGAGAUGACAUGUAUUUUGAUGUAAACAAUGUGCCAACUGAAUCAUUACUAGUUGAACCAGAAACUGAACCAUUACUAGUUGAACCAGAAACUGAACCAUUACUAGUUGAACCAGAAACUGAACCAUCAAGAGUUUUACCAGAUACUGGAUUCCAUUUUUUAUUCUCAACUGAUGAAACAGUUGAUUUGACCACUAAAGAAGACAAUACACCAAAAAAAAAACCAAUCAUAAAACAAAAGAAAACUCCUAAGCCCAAAAAAGCUGCGGCUUCUAAGAAACAGACUCAGAAAACUUCCAUUGCUCAAAGUAAUCUAAAAACAAAAAGUCAACUAAUAAGAUCGUCUACAUCAUCAACUAUAGAAAAAAAACAGACUCGGAAAACUUCCAUUGCUCAACAAAAUCUAAAAGCAAAAGGUCAACUACUAAGAUCAUCGACUUUGCCAACUACAGAACAGUCGAACACGUCAUUAACAAAGCCUAGGCCCAAGAGAGCAUCUGCUAUUGACAGUGCUGCUGAGAAUAGAAAUUCUGGUUUAUGUAAAUUAGGAAAAUACAUAGAGACUAGAGAUUCCAGAUGGUCCUUAGCUGUUAUAAAUAAUAUUUCAUUACCAAUGUUUCAAUGUCCAAUUUGUGAUGUGUAUCUCUAUAGUCCAGAGUCACGCAAAAAACAUGAAGUUUUAAAGCAUUCCUCGCUGCUUGAGACUAUACAUGAACCUGUGGAUAUUGUUUCUACUCCAGGAAAUACUGAACCGUUAACUGAACAGUUAAUCCUUUUUAAUUAUUUGCAACUUUGCGUAACAUCAAAACAUAAAACAAAAGCAGUCCAUGAAUUGGCCAAAAGAACGAAUUUUUUGAAAGCGUUGAAGACUUUAGGACCAAACAUUAUUGACUCCUUUAAGUGUAAUUAUUGCCCAUAUACAACGGAUCUUAUAUUUGCUUUAUGGGCUCACUGUACCUCCAAACAUCUUUAUCUAAAAUGUGAUUCUGAAAAAAAAACAUGUUUAUAUUGCUUUUUGUGCAAUCGCAUGUUAACUAAACGUACAACAAUGCUCAAACAUUUAGACGCUUGUAUUAAUAAAAAACUAAAUGAACCACCAAUUACCAAUGACUCAAAAAAACGAUUAAUAUGUGAAAUUUGCAAUGAAGUCUUUGAUUCAUUGAUAGAACUUGAAAAACAUACUUGGGGACAUGCGAAAAAGAAAUAA